AUGUUCUCCAAGCUGGCGGCCAAUUUUGCCCAGAAAGCGGCCACUGCUGCCGCGGGCUCCACUCGCCGAGUUGCUUUCCAGACCCGAUUUGUGUCUGGCCAGACUCUCGCCAGCAGCACAAAGGGGAAGACUGUGCCUUUCCAGACUGCUCAAAACGGGGCUUCUCUGCCGGCCACCUUUACCAUCCGAGAUGGCCCCAUUUUCCGAGGCAAGGCCUUUGGCGCCAACACUAACAUCUCUGGCGAGGCCGUCUUCACCACUUCUCUCGUCGGCUACCCCGAAUCCAUGACCGACCCCUCUUACCGUGGCCAAAUCCUCGUCUUCACCCAGCCCCUGAUUGGCAACUACGGCGUUCCCUCCAGUGAGCGUGACGAGUACAACCUUUUGAAGUACUUUGAGUCUCCUCACAUUCAGUGUGCUGGUGUUGUUGUCUCCGACGUCGCCCUUCAAUACAGCCACUGGACCGCCGUCGAGAGUCUGAGCGAUUGGUGUGCUCGCGAGGGUGUUCCCGCCAUUUCCGGCGUCGAUACUCGAGCCAUUGUCACCUUCCUCCGAGAGCAGGGUUCUUCCCUCGCUAGGAUCUCCGUUGGCGACGAGUACGAUGCCGAUGAGGACGAAGGCUUUGUCGACCCUGGCCAGAUCAACCUGGUCAAGCGUGUCAGCACCAAGGCUCCCUUCGUGGUUGAGUCUCCCAACGCUGACCUCCACAUUGCUUUGAUCGACUGCGGUGUCAAGGAGAACAUCCUCCGCAGCUUGGUCAGCCGUGGUGCUUCGCUCACCGUCUUCCCUUACAACUACCCGAUCCACAAGGUUGCCCACCACUUUGACGGUGUCUUCAUCUCCAACGGCCCCGGCGACCCAAUCCACUGCCAGGAGACCGUCUACAACCUUGCCCGCCUGAUGGAGACUUCUCCCAUCCCCAUCAUGGGAAUCUGUCUCGGCCACCAGCUUCUGGCCAUGGCCGUCGGCGCCAAGACGAUCAAGAUGAAGUACGGCAACCGAGCCCACAACAUCCCCGCCCUGGACUUGACCACCGGCCAGUGCCACAUCACCUCCCAGAACCACGGAUACGCCGUCGACUCCACCACCCUGCCCAACGACUUCAAGGAGUACUUUGUCAACCUCAACGACGGCAGCAACGAGGGAAUGAUGCACCGCACCCGCCCCAUCUUCUCUACCCAGUUCCACCCCGAGGCCAAGGGUGGCCCAAUGGACAGCUCGUACCUCUUUGAGAAGUACCUUGAGAACGUCCGCGCUGCCAAGAGCGCUCAGCACGUCUUCAAGGACAACCGUCCUAGCCAGUACAUCCUUGACGUUUUGAGCAAGGAGCGUGUCGGUGUUGAGCCCACUCCUCUUGUUGGCUUUGCAUAA
This is a messenger RNA of Trichoderma gamsii, 1371 nucleotides long. Its product is annotated as carbamoyl-phosphate synthase. Gene Ontology annotation, cellular component: cytoplasm; carbamoyl-phosphate synthase complex. Gene Ontology annotation, molecular function: carbamoyl-phosphate synthase (glutamine-hydrolyzing) activity. The record is from RefSeq and is a predicted model, not a curated record. The transcript is spliced from 2 exons. Lineage: Eukaryota; Fungi; Ascomycota; Sordariomycetes; Hypocreales; Hypocreaceae. Gene Ontology annotation, biological process: L-glutamine metabolic process; L-arginine biosynthetic process; 'de novo' pyrimidine nucleobase biosynthetic process. The coding region runs from base 1 to 1371 and encodes 456 amino acids.